Truncatella angustata is the source of this 1563-nucleotide messenger RNA. RefSeq names its product amidase signature domain-containing protein. Bases 1 to 1563 code for a protein of 520 amino acids. Lineage: Eukaryota; Fungi; Ascomycota; Sordariomycetes; Amphisphaeriales; Sporocadaceae. Gene Ontology annotation, molecular function: catalytic activity. The transcript is spliced from 2 exons. The record is from RefSeq and is a predicted model, not a curated record.
AUGGCGGCCAGUAGAGAAGAUAUGCUCGAGGUAGCCGGUGCCAUAGGAUAUGAGAUUCCGGAAAAGGACAUCGAGGAGUAUACCACACUGCUUAGUAGGAUGAAAGGGGUUCUUGAGUCCCUAUCAGAGAUGGACGAUUACACACCAACGCCAGAUUUUGCGAAGUCACCACGGAACAGCGUCCACUUCCCGGACAAAGCAGACAACCCGCUGAACGCAUGGGCGUGGCGUUGCGACUGCACGCACACCGCACCUUCCUCGUGCCUGCUGCGGGGCAAGACGGUAUGCCUCAAGGACAAUAUAGCGCUGGCCCAGGUGCCGUGCCUGCUGGGCACGGAAUCCUUCACUGAUUGGACGCCUGAGGUGGACGCCACGGUGGCGACGCGCAUCCUCGAGGCGGGCGGCACCAUCGCCGGCAAGGCCGUCUGCGAGAAUCUGUCGCGCGGCGCCGUGUCCGUCAGCGCGGCCACAGGACCCGUGCACAACCCGUGGGCCGCGGGCUACUCGGCGGGCGGGAGCAGCUCAGGCACGGCGGCGCUGGUGGCGAGCGGUGCGACGGACGUGGGCGUCGGCUGCGAUCAGGGUGGGAGCAUCCGCAUCCCGGCGGCCAUGUGCGGGCUCUGGGGGCUGAAGGCCACCUUUGGCCUGGUGCCGUAUACGGGAAUCGCGAGCAAUGAUGCCAGCGUGGAUUUCGUCGGGCCCAUGGCCCGAACGUGCAUGGACUGCGCGACGCUUCUGGGGGCGAUCGCUGGCGUGGACGGGCUUGAUGACCGGCAGGUCGCCGGUUGCCCCUUCCCAGGGCAGGUGCCAGGAUACGCCGGGGAGCUGUCCAGGAGUGGGAGAACCGGCGCAGCAGGAUUGAGGAUCGGCAUACUUAAUGAAGGCAUCUCUAGCCCUGUCUUGGAGGAGGAGUUGAAGAACAAAUUCCUUGCUGCGGCGAAAGAGUUCGAGAAGCUGGGUGCCACCGUCGAAGAGGUCUCGGUUCCCAUGCACGGCUCGGCGCGUACGAUCUACAGCGUCAUGAGCAAGAUGGGCAAUCACAUGGGCAUGCUUGGUCGAGCGACUGGGCGGAGGCAGCUCAUGAUGACGGACCUCUUUGAGAAGAAAAACUUUCCUUAUACGCAAGACGCGCUGUCGAAGAUGAGUGUCUUCAGCAAGGAAGGUCUGUUUUCAGGAGAGCUUGGGUGGACGCAUUACCCAUUCGCAUACUCGAAGGCCGUCAACCUGGCUAGGAAACUUAGGGAUAACUAUGACGCAGCGCUGGAUACAUACGAUCUACUUAUCAUGCCGACGACGUUGCGGCCGUCAUUUCCCUUUCCACCCGCGGAUGCGAGUCCGCUAGAGCACAUUGAUGCGAACAAGGGCAUGACAGAAAAUACGGCGGCUUUCAAUGCUAGCGGACAUCCUGCCCUUGCGAUGCCCAUUGGUUUCGUUGCGUCGAAGGCAAAUCAAGACAUCAGAGUGCCUGCUAGUAUGCAAAUCGUGGGUCGAUUUUGGGACGAAAGUACAAUAUUCAAGGCAGCGUAUGCCUGGGAGCAGUGCAUAGACUGGAAAUCAUUUUAA